Suricata suricatta (meerkat) is the source of this 2111-nucleotide messenger RNA. RefSeq names its product BarH like homeobox 1 (gene BARHL1). Gene Ontology annotation, cellular component: nucleus. Gene Ontology annotation, molecular function: DNA-binding transcription factor activity, RNA polymerase II-specific; RNA polymerase II transcription regulatory region sequence-specific DNA binding. Gene Ontology annotation, biological process: regulation of transcription by RNA polymerase II. The transcript has 3 exons. The coding region runs from base 25 to 1008 and encodes 327 amino acids. Lineage: Eukaryota; Metazoa; Chordata; Mammalia; Carnivora; Herpestidae. The record is from RefSeq and is a predicted model, not a curated record.
GGGAGGACAGGUCGCAGCUUGGCUAUGGAAGGCUCCAAUGGCUUUGGGAUCGACUCCAUUCUCUCCCACCGCGCGGCCAGCCCCGCCCUUCCCAAGGGGGACCCCUUGCUUGGGGACUGCCGCUCGCCCCUGGAGCUGAGUCCGCGCUCGGAGAGCAGCAGCGACUGCUCUUCACCAGCCUCGCCGGGAAGGGACUGUCUGGAGACGGGCACCCCGCGGCCCGGUGGGGCAUCAGGCCCAGGUUUGGACUCUCACCUGCAGCCCGGGCAGCUCUCGGUCCCAGCCCAGUCACGCACCGUGACCUCCUCCUUUCUGAUCAGGGACAUCCUUGCCGACUGCAAACCACUAGCGGCCUGUGCACCCUACUCUAGCAGCGGGCAGCCGGCCGCCCCUGAGCCUGGGGGCCGUCUUGUGGCCAAGGCUGGGGAGGACUUUAGAGACAAGCUGGACAAAAGUGGCAGCAACGCCUCAUCGGACUCUGAGUAUAAAGUGAAGGAGGAGGGCGACCGCGAGAUCUCCAGCUCCCGGGACAGCCCCCCCGUGCGCCUGAAGAAGCCGCGCAAGGCCCGCACGGCCUUCACGGACCACCAGCUGGCGCAGCUGGAGCGCAGCUUCGAGCGGCAGAAGUACCUGAGCGUGCAGGACCGCAUGGAGCUGGCCGCCUCGCUCAACCUCACCGACACGCAGGUCAAGACCUGGUACCAGAACCGCAGGACUAAAUGGAAGCGACAGACGGCAGUCGGCUUGGAGCUGCUGGCGGAGGCAGGCAAUUACUCGGCGCUCCAGCGGAUGUUCCCGUCGCCUUAUUUCUACCCGCAGAGUCUAGUCUCCAACCUGGACCCCGGCGCCGCUCUGUAUCUGUACCGCGGGCCCAGCGCGCCGCCGCCCGCCCUGCAGAGACCUCUGGUGCCCCGCAUCCUCAUCCACGGACUCCAGGGCGCCAGCGAGCCGCCCCCGCCGCUGCCCCCGCUGGCCGGCGUCCUCCCGCGCGCCGCGCAGCCUCGGUGAAGCGCCCGCCCGCCUCCCCGGGGCUCUGCGCGGGCCCCUUCCGCCUGCCGCUCCGAGGGCGCGGGGUCUCAACGCCCCUUCCCCGGGGCCCCCUGGCCGGCCCUCCCUGGAGUUCCCCCGCAGGGCCAGAUGCUAAGUCUACAGGGGCCCGGACCCGGACCGAGUCCACCUAACCCUCCUCGCGUGCUCUGUCCCGGCCGCGCCGUCAGGGAGCCACUUCCACCCGCCGGAUGUACAUACAGGACCCCACCCCUGGCCGGCUCCCCAAGGCGUCCCCCCGCCCGCCCCGCCCCUCCGUGGGAGCAGGUGGGGCCGACCCGACGCGGCACUCUCUCCCGCUUCCCCCUCCAUGCCCCAGCUGUACGCCCAGCCCUCUCCCCGCACCCCUACAGGUGCAGGGGAGUGUGGAGCCCUCCUCCCAGCGCCCGGGCCACGGCAGACCUGUACAUACGGUGUGCAAAGUGUAUAUGAAGUUAUUUAUUCGUGACCCAUGAGCCCGUGACCGUGUCCGUGAAUCAGUGAGUCUGUGGCCUGUGCCCUCUUCCCUCCCAGGCGAGGCAGGAAGGGGUCAAGGGGGCUUGCCCACCACCCCGACCCCCAGCCCCCACUUCCAGCCUCCCUCCGGGGGCAGGCAGGCCCUCGGGUUCUCUCUCUCUUUUUUAAAUGUCGAAAUAAACUUCUUACAAAUGACCAUGCGCCUGUCCGCGCUCAGCCCUUCUUUCCCGCCCCUCUGUAAGAUCCACUCUCCCAUCCUGGGACCCGGCCUCCUUCCUCAAUAAGGACUCUUUUUUUCUUUUUUGUCCACCUCAAUUCCUUGGCGCUGUGGUAGGGGCUGGGGCCUCCCCCUACCCCACCCUGAGCCUCAUUCUUCCUGUCUCCACAGUGAGGCGAGCCCGCUGCUCCCCGCGCCCCCUCCCCUCCUCUCCAUCUGGUUCCUAUGCUCGCUCCCAGCCGGUCCCGGGGGCCGGCGCGGGGGUCGGAGUCUGGGCUCGCUGGGCUGCGGACCGGGCUGCGGUGCCCUCGCUGAGCCGGCUCAUCUGGCCGCAACAAGGGCGCCGGCAGCUGGUGACCGGCCCGCUGGGCGCAGGGCCGACAGAUGGGCU